Messenger RNA from Dermacentor silvarum, 2593 nucleotides. RefSeq names its product cytoplasmic polyadenylation element-binding protein 3. The coding region runs from base 849 to 2261 and encodes 470 amino acids. The record is from RefSeq and is a predicted model, not a curated record. NCBI's taxonomy places the organism in Eukaryota, Metazoa, Arthropoda, Arachnida, Ixodida, Ixodidae. Gene Ontology annotation, cellular component: nucleus. The transcript has 9 exons. Gene Ontology annotation, molecular function: RNA polymerase II cis-regulatory region sequence-specific DNA binding; DNA-binding transcription factor activity, RNA polymerase II-specific. Gene Ontology annotation, biological process: immune system process; regulation of transcription by RNA polymerase II.
UCGUCGAACGCCCAUGCUGCGGCCGCUCGCUGACAGCGGUCCCGGUAGUGCUGCGACGCGAUGUUGAUCUUUUGUCUGCUGGGUUCCUUCCUUGCAAGGCGUUCGGUGGCAUAUCGGGAUCCCUUCUUGUUAAACGUUGCUGAUAACGGCUGGCACCGAUAACAGUAGCCGAUAUAUACGAGCAGUGUUUUCGCGAUUCUGGGAAAAAAAAAGCGAUGCCUUGUUUAGGGCUGCGUUCUUUGUUUAGUUGGUGAUUGGGGCCCGCUGUUUCGGGGGCCGUCACCCAGCGGCGGAAGAAAGCAGAGGGUCGGUUUCGCCUUCGCCUAUGAAGCCGGGGCGCGCGCCUGGCUUCGUCGAUAACUUGGUUUCGUGCGCGGUGCGUUUAAAUUGUGCUCGUAAUUAGUGAAACGGCGUGGUAGCCGCGCUAGCCGUAGAUACGGCUUGUCUGGGUAGUCGCGCUUGUUCGCGGCAUUGUUAACGCUGCCGCCGAUCACGUGCAUGGCAUGCUGCUGCAAGUUUACAAAUGAAAGUUCGUUUUGAAAUGGUUGCGUCUCUGCUUUCCGGAGUGCCUGCAAGGUGCCAUUUGCACUGAACAAGUUGCGAGUUUUUCGGAGAGUGAAGCAUUGGCGCGGUAUUUUUUCAGACUUGUGUGACGAAGCUGGGGCUUAAUCGAGUUAAUCGUAGUGCGCGUGGGAUUCCUUGUGCGAGCGUGCGAAAGUGCCGGAGACAGCUGUCACACUGCAAAACGCUAUUGUGCGUUGUCAAGCUGCAACUGCGUUGAAGCAGUCGCGUUCGUUAGCUGCAACUUCAGUAACACGUUAGAUCACGCAGGCUGGACUGGCAAACAUAUGUGCUACCGGCAACAAGGCAGGAUGGUCGGAUCUGAAGAUGAAGCGGCUCCAAACUGGGAUGGGGCCGCCGUGGGAGGCACCACAAGCAAGGGUGGCGGUGGCGGCGGAAAGCGCCGUGGUGCAAAUGGCGCGUGGAGCCCCCGCAACUGCUUGUUGGUGCGGGACUUUCUGGUUCCGUGCCUGGACAGUCGUUGCUACGGCGAUGACCUGCAGUGGUUGAACCGCCGCCGGGGCGUCUUCCUCAUUCGUUGGACCCACCAGGGAAGCAAGAGCUUCAACCGCGAGGGGCCCAACGUCUUUCGGGACUGGUCCAUCCUGAAACGGAAGUGGGAUGACCGGGACCCCAACAGACUCUCCAAAGCCAAGCAGCGCGUGCGUGCUGCAUUUCGCAAGCUGCCAAACGUUCGUCGCAUCAACGACGGCGCUGCUCCACACCGCAUCUACCGCAUCAAGGACAUUGGAACCUACUUAAAGCCAUGGAAAGAGCCGAAGGAGAAGAAAAAGCGGAAGAAGCGGCGGUCGUGCGGAUGUUUGCCGGGCUGCUCUACCUGCAAGCACCAGGAACAGCGGGUGCAGUCCCCAGCUGGCGUGGACGACGACGACGACGAUGAGGACUUGGAUGAACUGUAUGAGGACUAUGAAGAGGCCUACCCCAGCAGCAACGCUGGCAAGAAGUCGAGGUCGACGCCUUCUUCCACCUCUUCUUCUUCGGGCGUCUGGUCCUCGCUGCACUCGCUCACGGAAGCGUCCACACCACCUGAAGAAGAGGAGCAGGAGGGGGCCACCUCGUCGUGCGCGUCCUGGGGUCCCGACGACAUGGAGGCGGUGCAGGCGCUGCUGUCCAUCAGGCACGGAUACCACCAGCCAUUCUCACUGCCUCCACAGCAGCAACUGCAGCAGCCGGCCAUGGAUCCGCCUGCCCCUACAGCAGCGGUGACGCCGGCAUCAUCAGUACCAACCAUGCAAGCCCACCAGGAGGACCAAGUGGUUCCCAUGGAGCUAGCCAUGGCUAGCCCAGUGCCAUCAGCCGAAGACGAAGCGUCUUUGGCACCGCACAGCGUGCACGUGUUCAAGGAGCAACUGGCUGCGGCCCUGGCUACAGCUCCGCGCCCGGCUCAGCCGGACACCGGGACUGGCGACAGCCCGCACAUGUUCUGGGCGGACGCUGCGCCGGCCAGGCAGGGGGAGCAGUUGGCAUCGGCGGCUGUCGGGGACAGUGGCUUUGUGUCGGGCUUUGGCUCCAAGCCGAUAAAGUCGGAGCAGAGCGCAGAGUCCGCGGCAGGGGGCGCCACUGCAGCCAUGGCAGGCACAACCACGGCACCGUCGGGCUGGACUGACCACACAGCCUCCUCAUCCUGGCUGGACAGAAAUGAACCCACGAGACCUGACGGCUGCUGGUCUACAAGAUGACUGGGGCCAUGUGACUGACUAAAUGCGUGCUGAACGUGGCACGGGUAAAAAAAAAGAACGCUUCUGUCAGUGCGUGGACACCACUGCAAGUCGGCCAUAUCCAUUGACGUCUGAUGAUAUCACGGCGACGACGACUACACUGAUCAUUUUGCUCAGGCCUCGCCUCUUCUUGUUUUGUUACCCUAUGUCAUGGCAGUGUGCAUAAUUACUGCCCCUUUCUUACUCUCUCAAUGAAUUUCAUUGUGUACAGUAUUGUGCCCCAUGAAUCACGAAUAAAGGAUGCCAAAUAGUUUUUUUUUUUUUUGCAUGACAUGUUUUGGCACAUUUUCCUA